AUGCCUCUGACAAUACCUCGUGAAUUUAAACCAUUCUUACGUGACGGUGACAAUGCUAUUACAGCUACAGACGCACGCUCUCUCGCCUAUGAUGGUCAACUCGUUUUCACUUCGCCCAACAUGACUUUCGUUCCCCAACUAUACAACAAUCCCUCCAAUAUUGUGCAAGCAAGGGCGGAUGGGAAGUUUUGGGCGAUGGAUCCUUUCCAGUGGCCUCAAAUGUAUGCAGACGCUUACACCUGGAGUUUUACCAUUCCACGACGCGAAUUCCAUGAUCCUGGCACUGACCUGUGGUAUGCUUGGUGGUCGCCAGCUUUUUCUGACGACUUUGAGCCAUUAUCUCCUGGUCAUGUCUUUGGCAAGCUGAAGUCCACCCACCGUGAUCACCUAUUUCGACUUUACGAGCGGGCUAACAAGUGUGUCGGUUCCUACAAGCUAUUCCGAGAAAACAAGCAAGACGCAGUUGUUGGAUGGGUCACCGGGUUGCGCUCUGUUUUUGAGCACUUUAAAGAGACGUGGGCAUGGCGAGAUAUUGUGAUGAUCUUGGCUGAGUUUCAGAGGCGAUUCCUGGAGAUAUGGAGCAUGAUGGAUUACCUUGAGAUCUUUGAGCCACAGUUGAAAUUUGAGGACAGCGCACGGGGUCAACAAGACUUGGAUGGGGUGCUUCACCAAAGACUCCGCUAUCGCGUUGAGGCUCCACAAGGCUGGUUUGUUCCCUUCACUCCUGCCGACCUUGUGUUUGGGAUGUACCUCCAUCCCAUUAAGAACUUCGCUCAACCUUUCGAUAUCCGGCACAAGGGUCCAAGUGAUCAUCAACGCCAGGCUGCGGUUCGUCAACCGUACCUUACUUUUGAAGAGAUCCCCAUAGAUCAAACCGAAGUCAAUCGCUUUGCAGCUUCCAGAGAGCCAUCAUCGGGUAAAGCGCCCACCAAGACCAUGAAAAAUAAGUCCGCAGUAUAUGAACCGACCGCUCUGCGCCAGAACCAGUCUCAAGUUGGAUGUGACAAAUGGUGCGACGUGGCUCACCUGUUCAUGCCCAACAUCAACACCUUCUUCGCAUCGGCUAUGAGUCACGCGGAGAAAGAUUUGAGUCGUGUCAAGCCAACCCGCGCAAGAAUGGAUGAGGGAUACAGGCUCCCCAAUCCUGGAUUAUUUGUCAAUGUCCUUUCCUUGCAGUCUCUCAAGAAAUAUCUCACUAACUGGUUGGCAUGCUGUGAGUCAUGGCUGAAGCAUGUUUAUAUGUCGCCUCCAUCUCCGCUCCCUCGGUCCCAAAGCUGGUGUGAUCUAUUGAUCAUGCAGCCAACACCACAGCCCUCGUCGUCAAGUGGUCAGAUGCCAUCAGGCAAGACUGGCAAGUCCAAAGCCAAACUCGAUGUGUUCUUUGGAGAUGAAUUAUCGCUUCUACGCCAGUUUUGGACUGGAUCCCAGAUGUUGCAAUGGAGGGGUCAGGAAAUCGAAGCAGCAAUGCUCGAGAAUCCGCCGCAUCAUCUCGUUCAACAGAUUAUAUAUGAGAUUUGCGAGCAAAGCUUCCAAUACGACCUUCUGGAACUUGAUGAACAUCUUGCCAGUCAUAUGCAGCUGGAUCGGGAGGCGAAGAAGCGUCGCAUGGAGUUGCUCCAUGGAAUUUUUCCUCAGCAUGUGGGACAAGGAUUUUUCGACUCGGAAUGA
Messenger RNA from Suillus discolor, 1668 nucleotides. RefSeq lists its product as uncharacterized. The record is from RefSeq and is a predicted model, not a curated record. The transcript is spliced from 4 exons. NCBI's taxonomy places the organism in Eukaryota, Fungi, Basidiomycota, Agaricomycetes, Boletales, Suillaceae. Bases 1 to 1668 code for a protein of 555 amino acids.